AUGCAAAGGCUGACAGAAGAGUGGUCGAGUAAGCUGGAGAUCAUCCUCUACGUACCCAACAAGGCUGUCAUCCAUACGAUGAGGAUGCGGUAUUUGUUCAACAUCUAUAAAGCACAUAGGCUAUUGUUACUUGAUCUUGAAGCACUUGUCACGUAUGUAGUAAACAUCUAUCUCAAUAUGUUUGGAUCGGAAGACAUCACUGGAUUGGAUGUCAAUUCCUUGGCACUUAAUUUAUCACACUACAAAGCUAGUUUUCUGAGCAUAGGAAGAUGUAUCUCACCUAUAAAUGAUAUGAUCCAAGCUACUUCUGCUACUAAUGUAGGAUUAGCCAUAGGUUCUUCUUUGGUAGUGAAUUAUUACCCUGUUACCAUUGGUGUGGGGCAGGAUGCAAUUUUUUCCAUAUUAAACUUCUUGAGCAGGCUUUCUACAACUGGUGUUUCAUUUGCAUGCAAGGUUGCCUCAUCUGCAUUGAUAAAGAUAUCACUAAGCUUCAUUGGUAGUUAA
Sphenostylis stenocarpa is the source of this 504-nucleotide messenger RNA. Lineage: Eukaryota; Viridiplantae; Streptophyta; Magnoliopsida; Fabales; Fabaceae. The record is from the annotation of a GenBank genome assembly.